AUGGGCAAACUCUACAUGAAGAAUAAGGACAUGUCAAGGAUUCAAGCUCAGGGCUUCCACCAUGGUUGGGCCGUCCGGAUACCGGUUGAGCAAGGGGAGAGCCGAAGGGGGGCUGGGAUGAUUGAUGAACGGGCUCUCAGAGACCAUUAUAUUAUUAUUAUUGGGUGCUUGCAUUUCUCCGCAGCAGAGGAUUCGGAGAAGAUGGCGCCUAUAAAUAUACAGAUCGUAAUAAAAGAGCAUCGUGUUUAUGCUCCGCCGUAUUUACCACUCCAAGGGCCAAUAUUAAAUAUUCACGCAGUGGGUUCAGGAAGAGCACUCUCCUCCAUGGCCUGA
This is a messenger RNA of Monascus purpureus, 333 nucleotides long. The record is from the annotation of a GenBank genome assembly. NCBI's taxonomy places the organism in Eukaryota, Fungi, Ascomycota, Eurotiomycetes, Eurotiales, Aspergillaceae.